Molecule: messenger RNA, 2552 nt
Organism: Hippoglossus stenolepis (Pacific halibut)
Lineage: Eukaryota; Metazoa; Chordata; Actinopteri; Pleuronectiformes; Pleuronectidae
Product: myelin protein zero-like protein 2
Exons: 5
Coding region: 239-1006 (255 amino acids)
Biological process (GO): cell-cell adhesion
Cellular component (GO): membrane
Source: RefSeq, a predicted model, not a curated record
GAAAACUGUAGUGGGAGGGUGCUCGAAUGUAGUGUAUGAGGGCGGCGGCGAGUUGGGACGCGUCUUUGGAGAAACGAGGUGGUGGAGUUGACUCGGCGUAAACACACGUUUUCAUCCCCCUCGAAAAGGCAUCUGGAGAGUCGUCGGUCGUGUGCCCUGUCUCUGUGAACCGGUGGCGGAGGAGUCUCUGUGCGGUUUAGUUGACUCCCGGUGUGUUGGUGGUCGGAGCGUCCAUCCAAUGUGCGUAAAAGGGCUCUAUUUCUUCACCGUCCUGUGCGGACUCGCAGCUUCAGGCGUGCUGCAGGUCAGCGGGAUGCGUAUAUACACAUAUGGGGAAAUGGAGGCAGUCAACGGGACGGACGCUCGUCUCAAGUGCACAUUUCAGAGUUCCUCUCCUAUUAAUGCCAACACAAUUGUCAUCUCGUGGAGCUUUAGACCCCUCAAAAAAGGCAGAGAGGAAUCGGUGUUCCACUACCAGCAACGACCCUAUCCUCCUGUAGAGGGCAUUUUCAGGAAGCACGUCAUGUGGGCCGGUGACAUCAUGGGCCAAGACGCCUCCAUCAUAAUUCGAGAGGUCAAGUUCACCUACAACGGCACUUACAUCUGCCAGGUCAAGAAUCCGCCGGAUGUCCACGGAUCAGUUGGAGAGAUUCAUCUGCGUGUCGUCUCCACAGCCUCUUUCUCCCAACUUCUCCAUCUGGCUUUGGCCAUCGCGGGCGGCAUCACUGCAGUGGUCCUCCUCAUCGUCCUCAUCCUGUACUGCAGGAGGUGCAAGAAACGGAGACAGAGGCAGCCGGAGGGGAGCGAGGAAGCUCCCCGCAAAGAGAGAAAAGAUCCCACUGUGUGCCACCCAUCGAGGUCCAUACACCUUUACAUGUCAGAGACGUCCUUAGAGAUUGACAGCUCAGAUGGCAUGAUCUCAGAGGCCAGCACCAAAGACCCAAGCUCCUCAGAGGAGGAGGGCCCGAGCUCAGACGACGACGACGGUGGCGAUGACUCCGACUGAGGAAGUGGCGACACAGACAGCAACACUGAUGUGAAGAUAGCCAGUAAGCUCGCUGGAGGGAAGCCCAGAUGGCACCCUUGGAUUUAAUUCCAGGGUUCUGCUGAGUUGAGGCCAAAUGAAGAGAGUGCUGCUGCUGCAGUGUCAGAGACAAGCACUUUGUUUCUGAUUUGGAGGAAAAUGGAAAGAAGGUUCUGUUUAAAAGUUUCCAAACAAAGAAAUUGGAGGGAUGGUUUUGAUAAUGAUCAAGGCUUUUGGAGCAAGAUCAAAACUACGGCAACUCUGCUAUAGAGAGAGUCCAAAAAUAUUUAUGUGGGGGAAAACAUGCUGGAUAAAACCAGCAGGGUUUAUGAAGUGAGAGGCGUUAUGAUCCUGAAGCUGGUGCGGCCACUGUCAUGAAGGAGAAAGGAGUCCAUCUGUGUUCAAUAACUGUUUGUUCUUCUAGACGGUGACCUUGUUAAGUGUCAGAAGUCAAUAUAGAAAUCAGUUGCAACAGGCAAUGGAUUUCACCCAAAAUUCCUGGCAUGGAAGUACUGUAGCCUGAGGACAGUGUUGGCUGCUGUUACAGCCCUUUAUAUUUAAAUGGGCGUCUAUAAUGUUUGGGGCACAUUUAUAAGUGUGAGUGUGUAAAUUAGACACCUAGCAUAAAAAUGUGUAUUUGUCCACUAAAUUAUUGGGCGGCCCACUAGCAGUGGCUACAAUGCAAUCUUAAGGGGCAACUGCGGCAGUUCAUGAAAUGUCCACUCAAAGUGCAUUGUUCAAUAAUGAAAUGCUCAGAUUGUUAUUCUGGGAAGAGUCUGGCAACAUUACACAAAGAAAGAGAAGUCACUGUGAACCGUGCAGCAGCUAAUUGUCCCUCCUCUGUUUGUUGCCCCCAUUUAUUGAUGAAAAAAGCACUUUUAUUGGACAUUUCGUGGACUGUCGCAGUUGCCCCAUAAGAUUACUGGAGUCGAUCUACUGGAAGGAUUCCAAACGUUUUUGUAAGUGCAAUUUUUUUUACACACAUUUAUGAUCCAGGUUGAAAAAUAAUGGAAUUCCCCAGUAAUAGACUAAGACAAGGCAAAGGAGUUUUUAAAAUCAGCGUUGUCCUCCGCAGGCAAAGGGCCUUACAAAACUUCCCAUCAGAUGACUUGGACUAAAAAAGCAUUCAUAUAAUGUUUCAUAUAUUUAGCCUGGAGGCCCAAAUGCCUGAUCGGUGCGUGACAAAAACGCAUGUACGCAAAUAUGUUGUGUCGUGUUGAGUUGCGUUUGGGAGUGCACAGUCAGAUCUGAAAACCCUUUGAUUGCAAAACGUCCUUGAGAGCCUUUUUCCUCACCGUGCAUCUGUGAAUGCAUCACGUCUACUAACAAAUGAUUGUAACUGUCUUCUUUUUGUGACAGAAUUUUGUACUUGUGACCUUAUACUGAGCAAUAUGUUUGUAGAUUUUUCUCUUCUUCCUAUUUUUAUAGAUAAUACCAGAAGUAUUUUGUACUGUUUUUUUUAUGACACUGUUUGUUUUAGAGAUUUUAUAAAAACAAGGUUUUCUAAUAAAAAUGCCUUUAAAUCCUC